This is a messenger RNA of Dreissena polymorpha, 1053 nucleotides long. RefSeq lists its product as uncharacterized. The coding region runs from base 485 to 850 and encodes 121 amino acids. The record is from RefSeq and is a predicted model, not a curated record. Lineage: Eukaryota; Metazoa; Mollusca; Bivalvia; Myida; Dreissenidae. The transcript is spliced from 4 exons.
UGGUUCUAGUGUGCAGUCUUAGGGCAGUAGUCUGCGCUGUAAUGGCAGUGGGCUGCGUUCUAGCGACUGUAGUCGGUAGUCUUGUGGCUAAAGUCGGUAGUCUUGUGGUUCUAGUGUGCAGUCUUAGGGCAGUAGUCUGCGCUGUAAUGGCAGUGGGCUGCGUUCUAGUGACUGUAGUCGGUAGUCUUGUGGCUAAAGUCGGUAGUCUUGUGGUUCUAGUGUGCAGUCUUAGGGCAGUAGUCUGCGCUGUAAUGGCAGUGGGCUGCGUUCUAGUGACUGUAGUCGGUAGUCUUGUGGUUCUAGUGUGCAGUCUUAGGGCUGUAGUUUGCGCUGUAGUGGCUGUGGGCUGCGUUCUAGUGACUGUAGUCGGUAGUCUUGUGGAUGUAUAUGUAUGAUGAUGAUAGACCUUGUAAAUAGUUUUCAACAUAUUUUCUACCCACAUGUACGUGUUAUAUCAGGUUCCGUGCUGGCUUGAAGGUCCUUGAUGAUGCAGAGCGUGAUCACCUCUGCCUUCGAGACGAUCACGACUCUGGAGGAUGGAGUGGAGCUGCUUGAUAUCUUCAUUCAUCUCUCCGGUAGAGAGGCGAUCAAGUGUACGAUUGACAAGAAGACAGUGGGCGUAUAUUCGAUGUUCAACGAGGAACGGAACACAGUAAAGGAGCUCACACAGAAAUCCAUACCACAGUCCCCCUCUCACGUGAAGUUUGCGGGACAGGCACUUUGGGCGCGUCAGCUGAAGCACCGCAUUGAGCGGAGCAUGAUGAUCCAGGAGACGAUCCUGAACAUCCAGUUUGUGCUGCUAGAUUGCUCUCACCGGCAAAACUCAAUCCUCCCGCACUGCACGGAGUAGCACAACAAGUUUACGACGCUGCUCAGCGAGAUCGCCACCAGCAACAAGGAGCUACACUGCAAAUUACCGAAGCAUAAGGAAAAUUAACAGUUCUGGCGCACUGGAAACCUGAACUACAAAUAAUGGAUACGUUGAAACAGUGCAUUACAUGAUUAACAUUGUCUAUACUACGUGGAAUUAACAUUAAAAACAUGCGUAAGACA